Molecule: messenger RNA, 283 nt
Organism: Spirodela intermedia
Lineage: Eukaryota; Viridiplantae; Streptophyta; Magnoliopsida; Alismatales; Araceae
Source: the annotation of a GenBank genome assembly
AUGAACUGGUUGAGCAGGAAACUGUAUCUGUACAGCAUCACGGUGGGGGUCUACGGCCUGGAGUGGUGGGAGCGCUGCAGCUUCAGUAUGAAGAAGCUCAUUCCUUCUCUCUCUCUCUCUCUCUUCCUUCCUUUUCCUUUGUCUGAAUCCAUUCAUUCGACCGGUCGCACCUUCCGCAGACGCGCUGCUGCUGCUGCUGCUGUGGGUCGUCCUCUCCGCCGCCCUGAGGGCGUCCCUGCAGAUCUACAACGGCUCCACAGUAAAAGAGGAGAACAAAAGAUGA